AUGAAGGCGGAGCACCUCGUCCGCACGCUCCCCGGACGCGGCGAGCUUGGUGGAACGCGGGAGGCGCGCUCGAGGCGGCACCAGCGGCGGCAGACGAGCGCGCAGGCGUCGAGGUCGCGCUUGCUGGCGCCGGGCCCUGAGCCGAUGCAGCCGAGCACGUCUUCAAGGAGCUCGUUCAGGAGCGCGAGGUUGACGGCGCCGCCUUCAGAGCACAAGGGGCAGAGUGUAAGAAUGUCCAUAUGUUUGUUACUGAAGAAUCUUAUUGGUUUGGUUGCUGUGCCCCAAUGUAAGGGUCAGUGGAUAAGACUUGUGUACCGCCGGCUUCAAUCAAGCACAAUAUUCCUGUGUCCUUCGGCGAUCAGGUCUACGGAUAAAGGGGAUGCUGAUACUGCUGCAAAGAUAAACUCGCUUGAGAAGAAGACGAUCAGCCCUACAAGACAAGAGCUUGAAGCUUGUAAAACACUCCUUAGAUUUCUAGGGGUUCCGGUGGUACAGGCAGCUAGUGAAGGGGAGGCCCAAUGCAUCGGGCUGUGCAAGGAGGCUAAGGCAAAAGCUGUUGCUUCAGAAGACUUUGAUUGUCUUCCUCUCGGGGCUCCACUCUUGCUUCGGGAUUUUAAUCUCAACAAAACUAAACUUGUCAAGAAGUUUUAG
Panicum virgatum (switchgrass) is the source of this 651-nucleotide messenger RNA. RefSeq names its product flap endonuclease 1-like. NCBI's taxonomy places the organism in Eukaryota, Viridiplantae, Streptophyta, Magnoliopsida, Poales, Poaceae. The record is from RefSeq and is a predicted model, not a curated record. Gene Ontology annotation, molecular function: 5'-flap endonuclease activity; 5'-3' exonuclease activity. The coding region runs from base 1 to 651 and encodes 216 amino acids. The transcript is spliced from 7 exons.